Messenger RNA from Eupeodes corollae, 4534 nucleotides. RefSeq lists its product as uncharacterized. Bases 663 to 2372 code for a protein of 569 amino acids. Gene Ontology annotation, cellular component: membrane. The transcript is spliced from 5 exons. The record is from RefSeq and is a predicted model, not a curated record. Gene Ontology annotation, biological process: hemocyte migration. NCBI's taxonomy places the organism in Eukaryota, Metazoa, Arthropoda, Insecta, Diptera, Syrphidae. Gene Ontology annotation, molecular function: growth factor activity.
AGUUGUUAUCUCAACGUCGAGUUGCACGGUUGAUGUUCGAGUGAAUUUCCGUCGUUGAAUUAAUAUUUUUGUUAGUUUUAAAUGCUAAGGAAUUUGUUGUUGUGUGUUUUGUAUUUUUCAGAAAUGUGUAGCACAAACGAAUUUUUGAUUUUGUAAAAAAAAUAUUUAGGUAUUUGAAACUUCAUGCGUCCUUUGUGUCCAAUUAUUGUUGGACAUCAGUGUGUCGUUUUUAAUGAGAAUCAUUUUCUUUUGUGUAAUGAAUUUGCAUCCAGAAACUAGUGAACCCGUCGAUUCUGUGCGUGGGCGUGUGUAUGCAAAUUCUAAAAUAUAAAUACAAAAAUAUAUAAAGAACCUAGUUAUAUGUUUUAAUGUGUACUUAAACGUAAUGUUAAAAAUACGAUAUUCGAAAUACGAAAUAAUGAUAACGAAAUAAUAGGAUUUAAAUAUACAUAGGUAUACCUUAAACUGGAUUAAAAGUGCAUCCGCAUUCGAACGAAUCAAUGUGUAUUUUAUUUGUCCCUCAGGGAAUUUAAAAAUAAAAAUAAAAAUAAAAGAAAAACAAAAUCUUAAAACGAAGGAACGAAGAACAUAAAAUCGUAAUUUUGUAGGUAUCCAUUUGACAGCGAACAAAUAAGAAAGACCACCGACCAACGACCAUCGACAUGCCGGGGCUCAAGGCUUUAAUUCUCUUCGUCUCCGUGGUGCUUGUGAACUUCGGAUUGCUGCCGGUCACAAUGGGCUAUCUUGAUGUUAGUGGAGGCCAGACGUCCGCAGAGGAUCUGUCGUUGUCGUCAUCGUCGUCAAUGGAAAAUGAGUUUCCCCAUUCGUUCCGACAUCAGGAACACUAUAAUCAUCGCAUUGAACACGCAUUGAAAGAAUCUAAAAAGAAAAUACUGAGAGCCUCUAGUCUCAGCAGCGCCAGCGCCAUCGCCUCCACAAAAAACAACUCGCAGUCGGCUCAUCAGAUCUAUCUGCGACACCAUCAUAGAGGCGGUGUGGUGACCUCCACAUCCACGCCAUCACCCUAUAAAUCGGGACAUCAUUUGCGACAUCAUAACCGUCAUCAUGAACCAUGGGAGAAUCGCGUUUUGAUGCAAUCGCAAGGUCAACAGCAUCAAGCUGUCGCCGAGGCUUCUGCGGGACCCACAACCACCGUGAGACCACUCAAGCUUAACCUCACCAACACUCUACACAGUCGCCUAUUCGAUCGCGAUAGUCUGUAUACAAUGCCGAGAACAAGGACCACGACCGGUCCGAAAUCAAGACACAAUUAUGGGAGUCACAUUCUGGCAGCUAGUUCCAGCAGCGAUCGGGCCUAUGGUGAUGACAAUCGAUUUGACGAUCGGGAUAGACCGCAAUUGCAAACGCAAAAGCAAACAGUGGAACAUUCACAAAAGUACUCUGACAAAAACAAUGCAGCAAUGCAUCUGUUCUCUGGAGAAGACUACAACGAGGAUGAGGAAGAUGAUGAUGAUGAUUAUCAAUACGAAAGCAAUGACGAAGACGAACAGAACGAGGAGCCAGCUUUAGACAGUGAAAAGUGGAAUAAAAUCGAUAUUCAGGACCGAAGGAAUAGAAGAGAACACUCUCCAUCUGCAAAGCCCUGGGUUAGCAUAAGUGAUGACACGGAAAGCCUUUACUCGCGCUUCAACAUUCCAGGCACCCUGACACAACAUAAAUUUGAAGAAUUAGGAACUCACGAUGCCAUCAAGCAGUCACGAAAGACCCAUAGCACGAAUCACUUACAGAACAAAGCUUUGGCCAAUGCACACGCCUCGAGAAUUUAUAGUGAGGCUAACUGCCGGCUGCCUCAGCAAAGGGUCGAACGCAUUCAAAAGGAUCCUUCGAAAAUGUACGUGCCACACUGUACGAUUUUGCACAGAUGCGGAGACGAUACCGGAUGCUGCAAGACAGACCGACAAACGUGUGCCCCCAAGAGGACGCAAAGUGUGGACUUGUAUUUUUUUGUUAAAAGCUUUAAUUCGAAGCAAGGGUCUAUUGAGCGACACACUUUCGUCAACCACACCGAGUGUCAUUGUGUUGAUAAGUCGAGACACUAUAUGCAUUCCUUCACCGAUGCAGCACCGAUGAUGCGAAAAGCCACCGUUCUAGACUGCAACUGUCCAAAACUGUUUGAGAAAAUCCUUCAAGAGGACGGCAUUUGCAGGUGCGACUGCUCAUCCGGUAACAUAGGAUGUAACUACCUUAAACGUGGGAUGGAACACUUUUCAAUGAUAGACAGAAAAUGUAUUAUUGAAGGCCGUUGCAAGCCACCGACCUGUGAAUUCGGCAACUAUCUUAAAAAACACGGACGAUGUCAGAAAGGCGGUGAAGUGGUACAGCAGCCUCCCCUAUCCUGGAGCUACAACUAAACUAUGUGAAUCUCAUAGCGAUAAAUUAAAACAAAAAAAUAAAACUUUAGUUAUAAAUAUAAUAUAUUUAUAAAACAUUAUUUUAAAAUUCAUUUUAGAAUUUUAAGGGAGCAAGAAGAACCUCAAAAAAUAAAAAAAAUAAAAGAAAAGGGUUACUUUAAAAAAAAUUCAUAUUUUCUAAAAAUGAUAUAGAUUCAAUGAUUCCAAUGACUUUUUAGCUUUAUUUAACUUCAGUUUUAAGGAAGUUAUUUUUAAGUUUACAUCUUACAUGAUUUUGUUUGUCAAUGUUUUUAUUAAUUUUUAUGAUAAUACGAUAUAAUUUACGUUCUUUACGAAAGAAGUCAUCUUUUAUGCAAGACUCUAGUCAAUUUAAUUAAUUGCUUGAAUAUUUUUAUUAAUAUACCUAACCUAUAUAAUUAUAAUAAACCGUUUGAUCAAAACAAAAUGUAAUGUAAUGUAAUUUUAAUAAUUAGAAUCAAACACGAGUAUUAAAAUAAAUAAAUUUUUUCGUGCAAGAGUUACAAAUUAAAUAAUUAUAAAAAUAAAUACGUAAAAAUAUUAUAUUAAAAUUAUAAAAAUCAUGUCCACCAAAUGAAAUUGAAAUAUAGAAAUCCCACUGCCUUUCCCUUUUUAUAAUUAUUAAGACAGGAUAAUGUUAUUUAUGUAUAUUUAUGUGAUUUAACUUGUGAAGACGAGACUGUACCCAUUUAUUAACAACAACAAAAUGAAAAAUUGUUGGAAUUUUUUCUUUUGAAUGCUCAAAAUAAGUUACAUUUGUAAAAAAGAACUAUAUUAGCACAAAUUCCUGGAUCGUGAACCCGGAACCGGAUUAAUAAGCAAUAUGAUGCAUUUAUUUGUUGGUUUUUUAAAGUUGACUUUAAGAAUUAUGUAUCUAAUUAUAAAUAAGGCACUUUUAAUAAUAAACAUGAUACAAACGAAAUUAUGAGCUUUGUUGGAACUGAAAUAUCAAAACAAUAAAUUUAAGUUCCGAAAACAUACAAAACAUUUAUUUUGUAUAUUAUAUUUUUUUCUUCGAAUCAAACAUCUAUAAAAAUAUCAACAAAUUUUUUUUAGGAAUAUUAUUAGAUGUUUUAUACGUACUAUUUUAUAUUUUUGUAAUUUAGUCUCUUCAACUCUUCAAAAAUAUUGCCAUGUUCUAUUUUUUGACUUAAAUGAUUAUUGAGAGUUUAAAAAAUUGGCUUUCAAACACAGAGACAUAUUCAAAUAUUUGGCAAGUCAUUAAAUCUUCUAUCAAACCACUUUUAAAAUAACAUUUUUUAGAAGAUCUUGAUGAAUUCCAGUAAACAAAUGGACAAGGAAUUUGGUUCAAUUUGUAUUUUAAAAUAUUUUGUUUGUCUGAAAACAUUUCAAGUCAAGUCGGGGCUUAAUAAUUUUCAUCAUCUCGAGAGAUCUUAGCCAAAAAUGAUGGUAGAUUUCUUUUUAGUUAAGUUUCCAAUAAAGCUCUAAAAUUUAAUCAAUAAAAUUCUUAUUCGUAUUCACAAAAAGAAAGUAAAAUAUUAUCAUAGAAUAAAGAUUCAUAGUUGUAUACAUUCAUAUAUUUUUUUUAAUUCUAAGACUAUGUAUUUACAAAUUAAAUAGUUUUAAAGAGACGCUGUUAAAAUAUUUACUAUAAUCAAUAAGUAGUUAACAAUGAUAGUUAUAUCUAUAAUAAGAGCAAUGUUAUUAAAAUCUCGAAUGUAUAUUUUUAGUUUAAUAAUUUAUUGUUGUUUAAAUGUCCUAUCCGAUUUAGUUCUAACAUAGUAAUGUUCAUAAUUCAUAUGUAAACAAAAAAAAACAAAACUUUUUAAAAACAAUUAAUUUACAUUGAGUAUUUUGUUUAUAUUAUAAAUAAAAAAAAUGUUUGUUGAUCUUUUUAUUCCUUAAUUUAAGAAAGCAUUUACAAAAAAAUAAUGCAUAAUGAGGAUUGAGUUUGAACAGAAAACAAAAAUCUGAUAUUAUAAAAAAUAGCUCAUUAAGCACUUUCAGUGAAUCAGUAAUGUUUAGUUAUAAAACCACUCUUUACUAAAUAGUUCAACUCUAACUCUUUUGAACGAUUCAAAAAUUAAAGUAUGACCUUUUGGGUUUGAUAUACCAUAGAUAAGAUUUUUAUUGAAAUUAAAAUAUAUAAAGGAAAAAAACAUUAAUAAAAAGAAUGAAACUUA